AUGCUCACCUGGCCCUGCAUGGCAACAGGCAAUGGAGCUCUAGAUCCCUUCGGGAGCGGACCCACGCCUGGUUUGAGAGGCAGCGGGUGGCAGAGGAGGGAGGGCAAACUGGCAGCCCCUGGCAACCUGGGGCUGACGGCAGGAGGCUGGGCGCACCGCGGAUUUCCCUCCACCAGCAGGAUGGUGAACCUGGAGUCUGUGCACGCAGCUGUCCCCGAAGGAGAAAGUGGCCCCGGGUGUGGUGGCAGCCAUCACUUCAAGGAGAUCAAGAUGAGCGGUGAUGCGGCAGAUUCCACAGAUACUCGGCAUGAACCUGACCAGGUGGAGCCAGGCAAUGAACAGAAUGGGCUGGACUUUAACAGGCAGAUUAAAACCGAAGACCUCAGCGACUCCUUGCAAUCUACAAUCCCCCCUAGGUCAGGUCACCUUGUGCAGGGAUCAUCAAUGAUGCCUGGCAGCCAAAUCGCAGGGGAUAUGAGCUCUCUUCACACCCUGCAGCAGCUUGUAUUGCUUCCCGGUCACAUGCAGUCAGUUCCCCAGUUUCUUCUGUCUCAGUCUCAGGCUGGGCAACAAGCUUUGCAGCCAAACCUCCUCUCCUUCCCUCAGCAACAGGGCAGCCUUCUCCUCUCCCAGCCGGGACCCAGCCUGGCAUCACAGGCGGUGGGCCGUUCUGGACUCCCUGGCUCGUCAGUUGAACCCCAUUUGGAUGUACCCCAGCACUUGCAAGUGGCAAAGCACCUAACUCCAUCAGGGGCAUCUGAGGAACCCAGUGACCUGGAGGAGCUGGAAAAGUUUGCUAAGACUUUCAAACAAAGGCGGAUCAAACUGGGGUUCACGCAGGGUGACGUCGGACUUGCCAUGGGGAAGCUCUAUGGCAAUGAUUUCAGCCAGACCACCAUUUCCCGCUUUGAGGCUCUCAACCUGAGCUUUAAGAAUAUGUGCAAGCUCAAACCCCUGCUGGAGAAGUGGCUGAGUGAUGCAGAAUCUGCUCCUUUGGAUUCUUCCAUGAGCACUCCCAACUCCUACCCCUCAGUGAAUGAGAUGUUUGGACGGAAAAGAAAGAAGCGAACCAGCAUUGAGACCAACAUUCGCUCCACGCUGGAGAAAAGAUUUCAAGAUAACCCCAAGCCCAGUUCAGAGGAGAUAUCCUUGAUAGCAGAGCAGCUCUCCAUGGAAAAGGAGGUGGUUCGGGUCUGGUUCUGCAACCGGCGCCAGAAGGAAAAGCGGAUCAGCUGCCCGAUGCCAUCCCCCAUUAAAUCACCUAUCUACAAUUCCAGACUGGUCUCUACCUCAGGGUCCUUGGGGCCCCUCUCCGUCAAUCCAGUGCAUAGCACCAUGCCUGGGACUGUAACAUCAUCGUGUUCCCCAGGGAAUUCCAGCAGGCCCUCGUCCCCUGGCAGUGCACUGCAUGCCAGCAGCCCCGCCACAGCCCAGAGCAACUCCAAAGCUGCGAUGAACUCUUCUGGUUUCAACUCUUCAGGAUCUUGGUACCGAUGGAAUCAACCUACCUACCUCCACUGAGAUGACUCCUCCAUCCUGUAUAAAAGGAGCUCUGACUUCUAGCUAUGGACCAACUUCUCUAGGAACAAUGCUUGGGGCAAUAUCUGGCGUUCCGGUGCCUUCAAAACACUGCCAAAUGAAGGUCUUGUUUAAGGGAACCCACAGCAGCAGAACUCUCCAGGGACUCAAACUGCAGCCGACCUCCCCCAAGGAUUCUCAACGCCAACAGUGACAUUAUAACCCUCUUCCAGGCAUUCACUUCAAGAACGAGCCCUUGCUUAGCACUAUUAGCAUGAAACACUGCCCUCUGCUAGCAAAUCUCUGCAUUCACACUGGAUUGCCUGGCAGUCCCUAAUCUGGAAGGAUUUCUAUCAGGACCCUCUUUUCCCCUCACUCAUUUCAGAGCUUCCCAUAAGAAGGGUCUAUCAUGCUGUUACUAUCACGCACACACACCACAAACCCCCAAACUGAGCCGAGGUUACCCACUUCAUUUCACCAGAGACCUGUGUCCAGAUGUGUGAGCCUUGGUUUUCGACUGACUUCCAAGGUCAAUGGCACUGUGCUUUAUCCACUACCAAACUCGCUUUGCUUUGAGCCAUUCUGCUCUGUUUCU
Falco peregrinus (peregrine falcon) is the source of this 2113-nucleotide messenger RNA. It is a transcript of the gene POU2F3, whose product is annotated as POU class 2 homeobox 3. The record is from RefSeq and is a predicted model, not a curated record. Gene Ontology annotation, biological process: regulation of transcription by RNA polymerase II. Bases 1 to 1521 code for a protein of 506 amino acids. NCBI's taxonomy places the organism in Eukaryota, Metazoa, Chordata, Aves, Falconiformes, Falconidae. Gene Ontology annotation, molecular function: RNA polymerase II cis-regulatory region sequence-specific DNA binding; DNA-binding transcription factor activity, RNA polymerase II-specific. Gene Ontology annotation, cellular component: nucleus. The transcript is spliced from 14 exons.